GGGUUAUUUUUCUUCCUUUGAUAAAAUAAAUGUAAACACAUGUCACAUGGGAGAUUCGGAUUAUUCGCAAUCUCCACACUCAGUUAAGUAGACAAGUAUGAUUAUCAACAGAUAUAUUCAAAUCUAGAUCUAGAAUGUUUUCUAGCUGUUGUUUCUCCAACAUUCAUUUCAAGUUUAGUCUCCAACAGUGCACAAACUAGAGCACACCUUCUGCACUAGCUUGGAUGGUUGAGUGCAAAGCAGUUCUACGGCCAUGAGUGAUGAUGGAUGUCUUGCUGAUUUCAACUCUUCUGCUUUGGGCACUCAAGAAUACUGGGAUGAAGCCUAUAGCAGAGAGUUGAAAAAGUAUAAUGAAGUGGGAGAUGUUGGAGAAAUAUGGUUUGGUGAAGAAGCCCAAGAUAGAAUGGUCAAUUGGCUAAUGAAAUCAGGGCGUUCUUUGAGUGACCAUAUUUUGGAUAUAGGCUGUGGUAAUGGAAUGCUUCUUCUUGCUUUACGAGAAGAGGGAUUUUCAAAUUUAACAGGCAUAGACUAUUCUGAAAGUGCAAUACAGUUAUCCAGAAGUAUAGCAGAAAAACAUGGUUCUACAGAUAUAAUAUUUCAAGUUAGUAGUAUAUUGAAUCCUGAUGAGAUUGCCACUCUUACCAAAAAGCAUCUUUAUGAUGUUUGUCUGGAUAAAGGUACAUAUGAUGCUAUUAGUCUUCGAGAUGUCAGUCAGCCAGAUGACAACAAAAUUUACUGUCAAAAUAUUAAAACAUUAUUAAACAAAGAUGGUAUUCUUAUUAUCACUUCUUGCAACUGGACACGUGAGCAGUUGGAGUUACAAUUUAGACAUGAAUUUGAAUUAGUUCAUGAACUUCCAGCUCCUAAGUUUACUUUUGGUGGUAAAACAGGUCAAACUGUCACAACACUUAUUUUGAGGAGAAGAGAUGAUCUAAAAUAAC
This is a messenger RNA of Biomphalaria glabrata, 941 nucleotides long. Its product is annotated as EEF1A lysine methyltransferase 2-like. Gene Ontology annotation, molecular function: protein-lysine N-methyltransferase activity. The record is from RefSeq and is a predicted model, not a curated record. The transcript has 8 exons. The coding region runs from base 254 to 940 and encodes 228 amino acids. Gene Ontology annotation, cellular component: cytoplasm. Lineage: Eukaryota; Metazoa; Mollusca; Gastropoda; Planorbidae. Gene Ontology annotation, biological process: peptidyl-lysine dimethylation; peptidyl-lysine monomethylation.